Medioppia subpectinata is the source of this 438-nucleotide messenger RNA. The record is from the annotation of a GenBank genome assembly. Lineage: Eukaryota; Metazoa; Arthropoda; Arachnida; Sarcoptiformes; Oppiidae.
AUGGCCGCCAAAGAUGUGGUGAUUCCGAGAAAUUUUGUGUUAUUACAAGAACUAGAAGACGGCCAAAAGGGUUCGGCCGACGGGUGCAUCACUUGGGGUCCGGAAAACGACAGCGACAUGAGUCUAUCGCACUGGAGGGCAGUGAUCGUGGGUCCGGCGCACACGCCGUACGCCAAUCACAUGUAUAACGUUGGCGUGAAUUGCGGUCACAACUAUCCGGACGAACGGCCGACUGUGCGCUUCCUCUCCGCAAUUCGUUUGAAUGGUGUGAAUGAGACGACGGGUGCCGUCGACCCAAACAAAUACCCGGCACUCAGUCGAUGGCAACGCCAUUACACCAUCAAAACAGUGCUCAUGGAGUUGAGGGCCGCGAUGGCAGCCGUGAGGGGUAAUGCACGCCACGGACAACAGUCCCGGUUGGCCACUGCCUUCCACUAG